Molecule: messenger RNA, 390 nt
Organism: Entrophospora sp. SA101
Lineage: Eukaryota; Fungi; Glomeromycota; Glomeromycetes; Entrophosporales; Entrophosporaceae
Source: the annotation of a GenBank genome assembly
AUGCCAAGCGUGAGGUCGAGAAAUGCAGAGCUUAAGGCCAAGUUCGUAAAAAUUAUUGAGGAUAUCAAGAAGCAGGCAAGAAAUGAUAUUUCUUUUGAAACAAUUGAUACUCCCGAGAAAAAUGCGACCAAUGAGUAUUCAAGUGAUGGAGAAAUUCCAUUUUUAAUAACAUUAUUACCAACUAUUCAAGCUGCAAAGGUUAUUCCAUUUUGUAAAUGUACUUGUGGUGAAAAUUCUACAAUUUUUGCUCUGGAAGUAGGUACUCUUUGUUCAGAAUGUAAUAAAGCUUUUUGUAUACAAGAAAUGGGCGACGAAUGUUCUGGCGUUAAUAAUGAUGACUCUGGUAAUGUUUGUGACAUUCAAGCAAUUGCAACAUGUUUUGAGAACUAA